CCUUUCCUUUCCGGUCCUCCAAGAAAGAAAAGAGGAUAGCCGCUUCCCCCUUCCUCCAAGAAAGAAACUGAAAGCCAAAUCUCCUGCAAUUUCCUCCCCCUCCCCGUCGGUCUCAGGCAGCCGUGCCUCCGCUCCGCCCGUCCUCGGACGAUCCUCGGAGCUCAACCAAGCAUUGACAUGGAUUCCGGUAAUACGCAGACAGAAGGUUCUCAGCCACUUCCUAAGAACCCUGCCAUGACGUCAUGCCGGAAGAAGAAAACUGAUGAUGAUGUUACCUUCCUUGAAGAUGUGAAAGAACACAUCGAUGAGUUCAUCCACGCGUCCAUGGAUGAACACAAGACCUGCUUCAAGAAGACCAUUCAGAAGAUGUUUGGCAUGUCGAAGGUUGUCGCAGAGCGGUCCGCUGCAGCAAAGGAAGCUGAAGUCGAAAGUGCUUUGCCCCUUCAGACCAGUGUGUCCCAGUAGAAGAAUGCGCUGGUGGCUGGCCCUUGUUGCCUUCUGGUGGCCUUGUUCUUGUAUCAGGUGUUUUUUCAUUUGUUUCAACUGGUCACUAUAAAUUUCGUGUAAGAAACCUCGAGUAAUAGCAUGAGUAUAACCUGAGACUGGAUCGCUGGCAGGCCUUGCUAUACGAGGCCCACGGUAUAGAGUUCCAGAGUAUAGCCCAAUAAGAGCAACAGAAAGGCAACAAGUCUUUGCGCA
This is a messenger RNA of Triticum dicoccoides, 699 nucleotides long. RefSeq lists its product as uncharacterized. The transcript has 3 exons. The record is from RefSeq and is a predicted model, not a curated record. NCBI's taxonomy places the organism in Eukaryota, Viridiplantae, Streptophyta, Magnoliopsida, Poales, Poaceae. Bases 178 to 465 code for a protein of 95 amino acids.